This is a messenger RNA of Lentinula edodes (shiitake mushroom), 1153 nucleotides long. RefSeq names its product protein-tyrosine phosphatase-like protein. The transcript has 6 exons. The record is from RefSeq and is a predicted model, not a curated record. Gene Ontology annotation, biological process: dephosphorylation. NCBI's taxonomy places the organism in Eukaryota, Fungi, Basidiomycota, Agaricomycetes, Agaricales, Omphalotaceae. The coding region runs from base 24 to 866 and encodes 280 amino acids. Gene Ontology annotation, molecular function: phosphoprotein phosphatase activity.
CUUGACCAGUUCCUCCAUUCUUCAUGAAGGACCUUGAGCCACUUGAUCCCUCUUAUGUUCAGGAAGUUUUAUCUCAACCACCAUUUACUUCCAUACCAGGUGUCAUUAAUGUUCGAGAUCUCGGCGGAUAUCCAUCUAUGACACACCCAGGCAAGAGUACAAAACCAGGCUUUAUGUAUCGCUCUGCAGAAGUAGCCAGUAUCACAGAUGAAGGAAAGGAACAAGUUCGCCGUCUAGGAAUAAAAACGGUCUUCGACCUAAGAUCCGAUACUGAAAUCAAGAAAUAUAACGCUCCUCUACCAACAAUUGAGGACGUAGAAUUGUUACAUGUUCCCGUUUUUCAAAUUGAAGACUACAGCCCAGAGAUGAUGGCUAAGCGCUAUCAGUUGUACGCUAGUGGCAAAACCGAGGCGUUCAUGGAACUCUACUCUCAAAUUCUCGAUCACGGAGGUCCAGCUUUCGGCUCGAUACUACGAUUCAUUCGCGAUCAUUCUGACCAUGCAUGCUUAUUUCAUUGUACGGCUGGUAAAGAUCGGACUGGGAUCAUGGCGGCUAUUCUGCUCAAACUUGCAGGGGUAGACAAUGUCGCCAUCGCCAACGAUUACUCUUUGACGCGUGUAGGUCGGGAACCAGCACGGGAAAAGAUCAUGGAACGGUUAUCUAAAGAACCACUAUUCGCCUCGAACAAUGAGGCUGCAUUGAUCAUGUUCACUUGCCGUGAGGAAACCAUGCUUGCUUUCUUGGAUUUGCUCGAUACAAAGUACGGCGGUGUCGAAGAAUACAUCAGGAAUUACACACAUCUCUCCGAAAGCGAUAUUGCUGUGAUUCGAAAUAAUAUGCUUGUGUCUUCGCACUCACUUCUAUAGCCUUGAUAUUGUAUCUUCCGAUAGUGCUCGGGAUAAGUCUAGGCAAAUUAGCAGCUGCAUGUCAGAAACAAAUCCAAGACUGCGAUGUGCUAAGCCUGAGUAUUGUGCGAUUCCUGACCACUGAUAUUGACCAUCUCGUGUCAAUAUGAAAAAUAUCAUCGUGGCCACAACCGUUCCCUUCCUUGUCGUUGCUUCUAUUUCGAACACGUAUGUAGGCAUCGGAAAUCAACUACGCAAAAUUUAUGAAACAAACUCGGAAACUUUCUUCUUACCAUUAUUGGUUGCAC